AUGAACAUAAAUAAACCCUUCUGGUUAUGGAUUAAAAGUUUCCUUUCCGGAAGAGUUCAACAAGUAAAUCUCAAUGGCACCUUAUCAUCCAUUGCAACAUGCCCGGCCGGAGUCCCGCAAGGCUCUGUAAUAUCUCCCAUUCUUUUUAAUACCUACAUUGAUGAUUUGGAGGACGCCUUACCAGAACAACGAAAAGUCAGUACGAAUAAGUAUGCAGAUGACUGCACACAACACCAAAUAGUGAGCGUAGAUUCUAAUAGUAAUUUACAACAAUCUAUCAAUGAAGUAAAUAACUGGGCGGUGUUAAAUAAAAUGGCAAUUAAUGCUAAAAAAACUAAGGACAUGUGGAUCUCGUUCACGGACGCUAUACCUGAACCACCACGUCUUCGUAUUGGAAAUGAGUUAAUAGAAAGGGUCAACGCUUUUAAAUUACUUGGCGUGUCGUUCCAAAAUAAUCUAAAAUGGAACGCACAUGUUGAAGAGAUUACACGUAAAGCAAAUAAACGCCUUUACCAUCUUAGAGAAUGCAGGAAAUCGCAGUUACCAGCUGAAGUCGGUAUUAUUACCUAUCAAUCCAAAAUAAGACCAAUCCUCGAGUAUGCAUCACCUGUCUGGGCGGGACUCCCUAAUUACCUGCGAGAUGAAAUAGAGCGGGUUCAAUCCAGGAGCUUAAGAAUCCUUGGCCUGGAAAAAGAUUACCUACCACCGUUGAACGAAAGAAGGGAAGAGGCAACUAGUCGAGAAGUUGAUAG
Messenger RNA from Paramuricea clavata, 752 nucleotides. The record is from the annotation of a GenBank genome assembly. Lineage: Eukaryota; Metazoa; Cnidaria; Anthozoa; Malacalcyonacea; Plexauridae.